CAGGCAGGCUGGAAUCCGGUGUGCCACAUCGGGAUGAGAGCGAGACAGAGACCCGGGUCAGAUGAGUCAGCGAAUGGACCUUGCCAUCACGGCAUUCUUGAAAUCUGAAUGAAUCUGGACGGAACCGAUCGGCGGAACAACAGAGAAACAAUCUAAUAUUUGUUUUUUAAAAAAUUGUCAUAUUCCGCUUCCUUUUAUUCCGCCCUCCUCUGGUCCGCGUCUGCCAUAGCCUAGUUUUGAUUUUUAUUUCCACCGAGGUGGGAAAAGGGGGGUUCGGAGAGGCUGCGGAGGAGGUGGAGGUUGUAUUUGACUUUUAAACAAGCGAAUAUCGGAAGACAAACUCGUUCGAGCCUCUCAUUUCUAAGUCUUUUGUUGCGCCGAGUAGAGCGAAGAUGUCGGGACAGAGCAUUACGGACCGGAUAACUGCAGCCCAACACAGUGUAACGGGAUCCGCCGUGUCCAAAACAGUAUGCAAGGCCACCACGCACGAAAUUAUGGGCCCGAAAAAGAAACAUUUGGACUAUUUGAUCCAUUGCACCAACGAGAUGAACGUGAACAUUCCCCAACUGGCUGACUCUUUGUUUGAGAGGACCACCAACACCAGCUGGGUGGUUGUGUUCAAGUCACUCAUCACUACGCACCACCUAAUGGUCUAUGGGAAUGAGCGUUUUGUCCAGUACUUGGCCUCAAGGAAUACACUUUUCAACCUCAGUAAUUUUUUGGACAAAAGUGGACUACAAGGCUAUGACAUGUCUACAUUUAUCAGGAGGUAUAGUCGAUACCUGAAUGAGAAAGCUGUGUCGUACAGACAGGUUGCCUUUGACUUCACAAAAGUUAAACGCGGAGUGGACGGUGUGAUGAGGACCAUGAAUACAGAGAAGCUGCUGAAGACUAUCCCCAUUAUCCAGAACCAGAUGGAUGCCCUUCUUGAUUUUAAUGUCAAUGCCAACGAGCUGACUAAUGGAGUCAUCAAUGCCGCCUUCAUGCUCCUCUUCAAAGACUCCAUCAGGCUCUUUGCUGCUUAUAAUGAAGGCAUUAUCAACCUGCUUGAGAAAUACUUUGACAUGAAGAAGACUCAGUGUAAAGAAGGUUUGGAUAUUUACAAGAAGUUUCUCACUCGAAUGACCCGGAUAUCAGAAUUCCUCAAAGUAGCAGAGCAGGUGGGAAUUGAUCGAGGUGACAUUCCCGACCUUUCACAGUUCACAGUUUGUGCUCCUAGUAGCCUUCUUGAAGCUCUGGAGCAACAUUUGGCCUCUUUAGAGGGCAAGAAAGUCAAAGACUCCACUGCAGCCAGCAGGGCCAGUACUCUGUCAAACGCAGUGUCAUCACUGGCGAGCACAGGGAUGUCUUUCACUAAAGUGGAUGAGCGGGAGAAACAGGCUGCUCUCGAGGAGGAACAGGCCCGACUCAAAGCUCUCAAGGAACAAAGGCUUAAAGAGCUCUCCAAGAGGCCGUCAUUUGCCACCACUGAUACUUCACCCAUCUCUACCACCGGGGGCACCAUCAGCACCGCACCAGCCAUUGACCUCUUCUCCACACCCAGCUGCUCUAAUGGUGCAGUGAAGAUGGAAAAUGACUUGUUUGACCUGCAGUCGACUUUCCAGCCCUCCAUGCAGUCCACGGGGCUUCCAGUGGCCACAGCGUGGGCAGAUCCUUUCACCUCUGCUGAAGCUGGAGAUGAUUCCAUGCCAAACCUUAACCCUUUCCUCUCAAAACUCGUUGUCGAUGCCACUCACUUACCUGUCGUGUCUUCAGACGGUGUUAGCUUUUCCUCUAGGACAUCUGGUCAUGAAAUGUUUGGUGAUCGUUACAAUCCCUUUAUUGACACAAACUCAUCAGUUUCAACCAAUUACAAACGCACAGUGCGGAUAGAACACUCCGUCUCAGACUCCUUCUGUGGUCCAGUGUCCAUUGCUCAGCACCUCCCACAUCAGGCUCCCUUCCCUACUGAGCCCUCUACUGUAGCAGGUCUAUUCCGAGGAUACUCAGCACCACAGGCUCCUCCCCAACAGACAGCAGGGGCACUCCAGGUGGACUUUGAGUCUGUUUUUGGAACCAAAGCCACCGGCAGUAGUAGCCUCAACUCUGAUGAUAUUACUGGAGGCAUCCUGAAACCAACUCUUGCCGGUUGUAACCAGCCGUCCAAUCAGCAGUCUGAGAAACUGGUGUCUGAUGAUCUCGACUCCUCCCUGGCCAACCUCGUCGGCAACCUCGGCAUUGGAAACGGCACGAUGAAGAAUGACAUCCACUGGAGCCAGCCUGGGGAGAAGAGGAUGACCGGCGGCACCAACUGGCAGCCCAAGGCGGCGCCGACCACAACCUGGAACCCUGUCUCCAUGCCCCCAUCAAUCAUGGCCUUUCCUGCCACCACACCCACAGGCAUGAUGGGAUACGGCAUGCCUCCACAAAUGGGCUCGAUGGGGAUGAUGAAUCCACCCACCAUGAUGUACACCCAGCCUGUCAUGAGGCCACCCAACCCAUUUGGCUCCGUGUCGAGCGCUCAGCCCUCCGCAGCCUCUAGUCCUUCCAGCCAGAGUCCUCUCCGAGCCCCUGGACAGGACCCGUUUGCACACCUCUCUCUCAAGGAUUUCUUGUAGAGCAUCUUUUUAGAUGCAGUUCAUGUAAUUUGAAGGAAGUGUCUCAGAAGACGAAGCACUUAGCAGCAAAACCUUGUCCUCGUUGCAGUCUAACUCUUCAGAGAAACAUCCACACGCCCCCAAAUACAGACACGUCAAGAACACAAUGGUGCAGCGACUGUCAGAAACCAUGGUAACCAUGUCCCAAUGACGUUUGGCGAUAGCUCACACCCAUUAUUCUGUAAUAACUUGUCCAAGACGUCGAGUGAUGCUGCUAUCUAACCCUCCUUAAAAGGACUCCUCAUCCAUUUUACAGUGUAAUCUGUAAAGAUCGUUUGGGUGCUGAGAAACUUAAAUGUUAUGUAUUUGGAGAUCCUGUGGUUGGAUGUAAAGGCUUUGAUGUCCAGCAGGGAUGGGGUAGAAGUAAUAAAAAAAAAAAAAAAAAAAAA
Melanotaenia boesemani (Boeseman's rainbowfish) is the source of this 3025-nucleotide messenger RNA. RefSeq names its product phosphatidylinositol binding clathrin assembly protein b (gene picalmb). Bases 393 to 2597 code for a protein of 734 amino acids. Gene Ontology annotation, biological process: clathrin coat assembly; clathrin-dependent endocytosis; synaptic vesicle budding from presynaptic endocytic zone membrane. The record is from RefSeq and is a predicted model, not a curated record. The transcript is spliced from 24 exons. Gene Ontology annotation, molecular function: clathrin heavy chain binding; 1-phosphatidylinositol binding; phosphatidylinositol-4,5-bisphosphate binding. Lineage: Eukaryota; Metazoa; Chordata; Actinopteri; Atheriniformes; Melanotaeniidae. Gene Ontology annotation, cellular component: clathrin-coated pit; clathrin-coated vesicle; synaptic vesicle.